Molecule: messenger RNA, 1163 nt
Organism: Acomys russatus (golden spiny mouse)
Lineage: Eukaryota; Metazoa; Chordata; Mammalia; Rodentia; Muridae
Product: retinol dehydrogenase 16-like
Exons: 4
Coding region: 181-1134 (317 amino acids)
Molecular function (GO): oxidoreductase activity
Source: RefSeq, a predicted model, not a curated record
AAGAAGAAGAAGAAGAAUGUUCUAGAGAAACAAGAUCAGAGGGAGCAAUAGGCAUCCUUGCCAGAAGCCUGUAGGCUAGCUACCUGCCUACCACAGUCUUUUGUGUUUCUAUUUCUUCCAUCUGAAAACAGGGCAAGUUCAUUUUGUCCUGAAAGUGACUGUGCUUGUCUUCAGCAAGCCAUGUGGCUCUACCUGGUGGCCUUUGUGGGCCUUUAUCACCUUCUGCGUUGGUACCGUGAGAGGCAGGUGGUAAGCCAUCUCGAAGACAAGUAUGUCUUCAUCACGGGCUGUGACUCGGGCUUUGGGAACCUGCUGGCCAGACAGCUGGACAGGAGAGGCAUGAGGGUGCUGGCUGCAUGUCUGACGGAAACGGGAGCCGAGCAGCUGAGGAGCAAGACGUCAGACCGGCUGGAGACAGUGGUGCUUGAUGUCACCAAGACAGAGAGUAUUGUGGCAGCCACCCAGUGGGUGAAGGAGCGUGUUGGGAACAGAGGUCUGUGGGGUCUGGUCAACAAUGCUGGCAUUGCCGGUUCCUCAACUCCCAGUGAGUGGCUGAACAAACAGGACUUUGUAAAGGUGCUGGAUGUGAACCUGCUGGGCUUGAUCGAUGUGACUCUGAACAUGCUGCCCUUAGUGAGAAAGGCGAGGGGCCGUGUGGUCAACGUUGCCAGUGUCAUGGGCCGAGUGUCUACUUUUGGUGGUGGCUACUGCAUCUCGAAGUAUGGUGUGGAGGCCUUCUCAGACUCCCUCAGGAGGGAGCUCUCCUGUUUUGGGGUGAAGGUGGCUAUUAUAGAGCCUGGAGCCUUCAAGACUGGUGUGACCAAUAGUGAGAGGCUAUCGUUAAAUGCCAGGAUGACUUGGGACCAGACCAGCUCUGAAGUCAAAGAGGCCUAUGGCGAGAAGUUUUUGAUAUCCUAUCUGAAAUGGCUAAAUAUAUUGGAGCAUAUCAGCCAAGAGGACCUGUCUGUGGUGACGGACUGCAUGGAGCAUGCGCUGACGGCCUGUCACCCUCGCACCCGGUACUCAGCAGGCUGGGACGCCAAGCUCUUCUACCUCCCCAUGAGCUACCUGCCCACCUCUCUUGUGGAUGCCGUAGUCUACUGGACUGCUCCAAAGCCUGCCAGGGCUCUGUAAACCCUACACCUAUGUGCACAGUUGGGGAG